Symphalangus syndactylus (siamang) is the source of this 1807-nucleotide messenger RNA. Its product is annotated as gap junction alpha-3 protein-like. NCBI's taxonomy places the organism in Eukaryota, Metazoa, Chordata, Mammalia, Primates, Hylobatidae. The record is from RefSeq and is a predicted model, not a curated record.
AUGUCCGAUGUCUCGCUGCCUUGGAGGUCUCCCCGCUCGCGUGUCUCUUCUCUUCGCACCAGCGGCGGAAACCGCACUAGCAGCGGCGGCGGCGGCGGCAGCCACCUGAAGCCACCAACACUGGGCUCUUCCAGCAAAAACGAGACCCCGAUUCGCCUGGCGCCCCGAGAAGACAUAGACGAUAGCCCCCCCUCCCCGCCGGGCCGUGCAAUUCCGGGCUCCCGGGAGCGCGUGGCUCGCUGGCUAAGCCCAGGCAGGUCCGCGGCAAGUUGCCCUCGAAGUCCGCCCCGCUCACCGGGGCACGGUCGGAGGGUGGCUGCUGCGCUCCGGGGCCGUUCUUCUCCUGCUUCCGGGGGGCGGGGAAGGAGCAGACACAGCAGACACACAGAGAAAGAGAGGCAGGGAUUAUUGCCCGAAACCGCCAGCCGCCGGCAGCCUCCGCCGACCCUCCCUGUUCCCCAAGUCCGCGCGCAGCCCGCCGCCUCUCAGCCGGGUUCCGGCCGUGCGUCCAGGGCGCCCAGGGGAAGGGCUGGGCCCGGGGGACUGGGGCGCGGUGGGAGCCCACGGACCCUCCACGUCGCGCGCGCGCGUUUCCUGCUCCUCUGCUAUUUUCCUGGACUCCCCAGAACCCCCAGUCGCCCGGCUUCCAUCGCCCGCAACUAGCGCCGCUGCCGAGAUUUUCCGCAAUGCAACUGCAGGGGUCGUUAUUUCCUCGCCUACGGAUCCCGACGCUUCCCAACUCCGAGAGGAGGAGGGCAGGUGGGGGCGGGAGGAGGAGGAGGAGAAGGAGGCUCCGCCAGGUUCCUAGACCAGGUGCAACUCUUGCCUGCAAGUCCCUGCCUCCCUCCUCCCGAAAAGGGGGAACAGCGCCUUUCCCAGUCCGGGUACCAGCAGCGGCUGCUGCCAACUGCUCCUUCGCCCAACUCCAGGAGGAUCCGGGACUAUUGGAAACCCGGGCUUUAGAGGAACGGGCUUCCCUUCUUGUCUUUCUUUUAUUCUGCUUUUCUUUAGGGAAGCUCUAGUGCUUUGGAGGCUUUUGCUGGGCUCCAGGAUACUUUCCGCCAAUGACACUCAGCAGCUUCCACUGAAGGAGAUUUCCCCACCAAACCCGCGCGCGCGCACACACACACACACCCAGCGCGCGGCUCUCCAGGGCCCCAGGGGAAGGAGAGAGGGAGAAAGAAAAAAAAAAAGCAGUCUGACAAAGAUGAGCAGAUUCCAGCCUGGUGAGAGUUCAGAACCGUGGACAGCCACCUACCAUCCCUGCUUGGGUGGGGAGAUAGCCUGGCAGAAGAGGUCUCUCCUCUGGAAGCAGAAGCAUGGUGCCUGAAUUUUUAUGUCACUACCCACUCAUUUACUAAUGAAUUCUGCAAUUAUUAAGUGUCUUAUAUGUGUCAAACACUGUGGCAAGAUGCUUGGGCUUCAAAAAAUCUGCAGACCAUAUAUCCCUCUAUAUUCUGCUUUAAGAGCCAAUGCCAGUAAAAUAAUACUUUAUUUCCACCCUUUCAGUCUGCAUACUCACCUCCAGCAUUCCCAAAGAAUAUUUAAUCUGUGAUCUGCCACUAAGUGCUUUCAGUUUUUAAAAAAGGCAAUUCAUGAGAGUAUUUGUUAGUUUAAAAAAAGUUUGAAUGUAUUGAUUGUUAUGUGUGAAGCAUUAUGUGUAUUGAUUGUUAUGUGUGAAGAUUAUGUGUGACACAUUCUGAAUCCCUUACAUAAAUUAUCUCAUUUAAUCAUCAUAAUGUGACCGUGAGAUAAAUGUCAUUAUCACUUCCCUUUUACUGACAAUAAAACAAUACCAGGGUAGUUA